CUUCACGCUUUAAUUUGAAUUUAUACAUUUGAUAGAUUAUAUGAAAUGUUAUCACAAUUUUCGCAAAGUUGAAAGAGAACGACUGACAACUCGGUCCAAAAAGCAUUUAUUGACGACAAGAGACUUUUAAGAAAUCUACUAGCGACAAAUAUAGCUGAUUUCUGAAUAAGCCGUGGCGACUUGGCGAAACAUUCUGCUUCACUACUGCUGGCCCGCGAGAGCGAGUUUUUGCCUUCCUCUCUGCCUUCUCUGUACAGCGAGUGUGAGCGCCCGCCAGGAAGAAGCAGCAGAAGACCGCACUGAAGCAGCUCAAUCCAAAGUUCCUUCACACCAAUUCCACCAGCCAUACUUGGCCCUUCAGUGCUAUUGCUGAGCUCAUUGAUAAUGCCUAUGACCCAGAUGUUGGUGCCAAACAGUUCUGGAUUGAUAAAAGAAGGAUUGGAGGGAAAGACUGCCUUAUUUUCACGGAUAAUGGAGCAGGAAUGGAUCAUCUCAAAAUGCACAAAAUGCUUAGUUUUGGCUUCAGUGAUAAAAAGGCAAAAAAUGGCCAUGUUCCUAUCGGCUUCUAUGGCAAUGGAUUUAAAUCCGGCUCCAUGCGCUUGGGAAAAGACGCCAUUGUGUUUUCAAAAAACGGAGAGUCUAUGUGUGUGGGCAUGCUGUCCCAGACGUACCUUCAAGAGAUUCAAGCGGGGAGCAUCGUCGUACCAAUUGUGAAAUUCAAACGCAAUGGAGAUUCAAUCUGUCCUGACCCAAAGCAUGCAGCAAGUCUACAGGCCAUCCUGCAAAACUCUCUGUUUCAGAUGAAAGAAGAACUGCACGCAGAACUUGAUGCCAUCAACAAUCAUGGUUCCAAAGGCUCCAGAGGAACAAGAAUAAUCAUUUGGAACCUCCGCAUAACAUCGUCAGACUCUACUGAGUUUGACUUUGAGUCGGACAGUUAUGACAUCAAGAUUCCAGAUGAUGUGUAUGAGAGUGAAAAUGAAAAAUACAAACAAUCCUUGCGCGCAUACUGUAGUGUCCUCUAUUUGAAACCCAGAAUGCAGAUUAUCAUUCGUGGACAGAAAGUAAAAACUCAACUGAUUGCUAAAAGCCUGGGACGUGUUGUCACUGAAAAAUACAAACCAACCUUUCUUAACAAAAAAAGUCUUCCGAUCAUAUUUGGCUAUAACCCCAAGAGCAAAAAACAUUAUGGAGUCAUGAUGUACCAUAAAAACAGGCUCAUCAAAGCCUAUGAGCGUGUGGGAUGCCAAAACAGGGCUAAUAAAAAGGGAGUGGGGGUUAUUGCAGUGAUCGAAUGCAACUUCCUCAAGCCAACACAUAACAAGCAAGACUUUGACAACACAGACGAGUACAGAAGAACCAUGAGAAUGUUGGGUACGAAGCUGGACGACUAUUGCAAAGCAAUGCGAAACAAAAUAGAUCAAAGCACAGUACCCAUGGAGGAGAUCCCAGAGUGUCCUGACCAGAACUGGGUUCAGUGUGAUGAUUGUAUGAAGUGGCGGAAACUCCCAGAUGGCAUCAAUCCGGAUAAGCUCCCUGAAAAUUGGUUCUGUCGAAUGAACCCGAACACAGAGUACAGGGAAUGUGAAACACCAGAGGAAGCUGAAGAUAAUGGAGAUGAAACAUUAACCUACUUGAAAUACAAAGAGCAAACGAGAAACCAGAAAAAACUGCAGGAACAGAAAAAAUUUCAGAUGGAAGAACAGCAAAGACUGGCAGAGCUACCUAAAGAAGAAAAUGAAUUUCAAAGAAGACAAGAAAAUCUUUUGGAUGGCGCAGGCCUAUCCCCAUCAAGGUCAUCAACAGCUGCUGAGACAGCCAGGAAUCUUGAUGAUUCCAGACCCCUCCCACUAUCUGCAUCUCGCCCCUCAGACAACGUGUCAGCCUCCUCUAUUACAGGGAGAAAGAGAAGUCUUGAACAAACCGAGAGCCAAGUUCUUAAAAAAGCAAGAGCACUUAGUGAGUACUUGAAGAUCUCUCCAGACGGCCCGUCAACUUUCAAAAGUCUAUCAGAUGUCCCAACCUCACAGAUGGAGAUUUCUGAGAAUAAUGACACUGUUGAUAAAAAGGAUGUGAAGUGCAACACUGAUGAUGAUGAAGAUCUUGUUAUUGAUGAAACCAAAAGCACGCCAAAACAUUUAACCUUAAACCUUGCUAAGGUAAAGAUAGAAAGAAGUACAAGUAAUGAUGUGCAGGACAGAUAUCCUGUUUCCAUGGAAACGCCUGCCACUGAGGCUUCCACAAGUGAAAUGACAGGCACAUCGAUUUCAAAUGGUCAAGUCAGGAUGACAACCCAGACAGAAUGUGGUAUGGCUGUAAAGAUGGUAGAGGACCAAAAGAGAAAAGAAGAAGUGGAGAUUAAAAAAGAAGAGUCAGAGAAUGAUGCUACAAUGAUGGAACAGAGCAGCAGUGAGGUUGAAUGCAAGAAGGACAAAGAUACCAGAAUGAACAGGUCGAUCAAAGACUCCAUGGAGACUGAAAGAUGUAAUAGUGCAGACAUAGAGAGUAAACCAAGUCUUUCAGAAGGAAGCGAUAGAGAAAAAGAUGCUCCAAGUGCAAUGCCUGAACAAACAUCAAUCAGCUCUUUUCUGAACAUACACCAUGUCCCAACCCUGGAAGCCGAGAAACAGCAGAACAGUCCUCUGGAACUCAUGGAUGCCACAUCCCUGGAAAGAGAUGAGUUCAAAACUGAAGCUCAGUCUCUCACAUUGGAGCUGGAGAAGAAAGAAUUGACAGUUAAUUUAGUCUUAAAGGAACACACGUUUAAAAAAGAGUUCUGUCAUCAAAGCAUUCAGACCGAUCUAGAAGAUGAUAAAGACUUCAAGACUCUGUACUUACAGGCGACACAGCACAUUGAACAGCUCACACAAACUAUAAAUGAGCUGAAGAAGAAUAAGCAAGAGGAGAAUCCCCAGAUUCUUUCGGACAGCUUAAACCAAGAGAAAGCUUAUUGUGAGCAGAUGCAGAAAGACUUGGACAAACAGCGAAAAAAACUGGAAGAGUGCAGGAACGAAACAGCUAGUUCUGCAAACAAUCAGAAGAUAAUAUAGUCACCAAAGCAUAGUCAAGGGAGCAUGGGGAGCAGUGUUGCUCAUCUUUUGGUCACAUUUGUUCCUGCGUUGGACCCUGAACAAGUCAACUAUGACUGUGAGGUUAUAGACAAGAUUUUAAACCAGGUUAUACAGGACAUUUCUCCAUGUGAAACCACUUCAAGAUAAAGAUAAUUUGUCAUCAAAGUGUUCAUUGCAAGUUUAUGUUAGGAAAAAUGUGACCAGAUAUUUUAUUGCAUUCUGAAAAUAUUUCUUAAGGAUAAAGUAUAAUUGUGUGAUAAAGUUAUUUAGCAUUUUUAUCCAAUUUUGGGGUCUUAUAAAACAAAGUUAAAAAGGUAGUAUAGAAAUUAAGUUCCAUAUUACUUCCAGUUUGGGCAGUAUGUUCCUUUCUGUUUGUGUAAUUUCUAUAUUGUUUUGAGUAAGUGGCCAGGUGCUAUAUAAAUAGAACCUCCACUCUCAGAAAUAGAUGAAUGUGACAUACAUGUACAUUAUAUGUAACACACAACUUAUUGUAUGACAGCUAUGGGUUUGGAAAUGGUGGGUUUCUUAAGGUGCUGAAGACAAUUAUGAACACAACACCAUAUGACAAUUAUGACAGCCAAGAGGGGAAAACAACUUCAUUUAUUUCAAUGUAAAAAACACAAUUAUUAAUUUGAAUAAAACAAGAAUCUUAACCAUUUA
Messenger RNA from Triplophysa dalaica, 3731 nucleotides. RefSeq names its product MORC family CW-type zinc finger protein 3-like. Gene Ontology annotation, molecular function: zinc ion binding; ATP hydrolysis activity. The record is from RefSeq and is a predicted model, not a curated record. The coding region runs from base 483 to 3050 and encodes 855 amino acids. The transcript is spliced from 20 exons. Gene Ontology annotation, cellular component: nucleus; PML body. Lineage: Eukaryota; Metazoa; Chordata; Actinopteri; Cypriniformes; Nemacheilidae.